Lutzomyia longipalpis is the source of this 3311-nucleotide messenger RNA. RefSeq names its product zinc finger protein Elbow (gene elB). Gene Ontology annotation, cellular component: nucleus. Gene Ontology annotation, biological process: negative regulation of DNA-templated transcription. The transcript has 2 exons. The record is from RefSeq and is a predicted model, not a curated record. NCBI's taxonomy places the organism in Eukaryota, Metazoa, Arthropoda, Insecta, Diptera, Psychodidae. The coding region runs from base 634 to 2049 and encodes 471 amino acids.
GCCACAUUCAGUCGUUGUCAGACAUUUCAUGCGGAAGGUCUUCUCGUUCGUACAUUCAACCUCAAUAGCAUACCUUCAGUUGCAUUUUUCUCACAAUACGAAAAUACGAUCAUUCUUGUGACUGUAGCGUGUGAUUAAAAAUUAUAUAUACUCAAGUGUUAUUAUCCUGUCAAUCAGGGAGGGAUAAAUUUUAUUUAUAAUACUUUUUCUUUAUUCCUGGAAGUGUCUCAUUGUGGGAAAAUUAUCUGAAAGAUUGCUCUGGGAGUUCAGGGAGUGUUGGUGAAGUUCCGUUGAGUGCGUUCCUAAACAGAGAAUUGGAGUUUAUGUGACAAAAAACCCACAUUGCAAGUGACAAGUGAGAGGCAGGAUUAAUUAAUCGUUUUCACUCUGUAAUGGAUUAAAAUACCUGACACAUCGCACAAGGAUUAUUACCAACAGUGCUCGACGUUGAUGAAAGUUUUGUGUGACGAAUUAGCUUGAAAAAAAAGAAAGAGUCUGCAAAAAGAUUAAUUUUUAAAGAAUGCGGGAUGUAAAGUGAUCAGAAAGCAAAGUGAAAAAAUAUUUUGAAGAGGAUUUAAAUAAAAUCAGGAGGAAAGAGUGUCUAAAAGUGCUAAUUUGGGAUCAACUGCCACCAUGCUGACGUCCAGCAAUCCCAGCAAUCAGUACUUGAGACCCGACUACCUGACACCGCUUCCAACAUCUUUGGACGCAAAAAACAGCCCCUUGGCCCUGUUAGCGCAAACCUGCAGCUCAAUCGGAGCUGAUUCACCAAAUCCAAAACUCCUUGCGAAUAUUGAGAAGAGUUCAAAGGCACACAGCAAAUCGGAAAUUGGGCGGGAUAAAUCAUCACCCGGAAGUCAAUCUUCCCUGUCGAAUGGCUCGUCAAGUGAUAUAAUCAAGUCUAGCUUUAAGCCCUACGAUUUGGGCAAUCGUGAGAAAGCAACAACACCCGAGGAGCGAUCAGUUUCACGAACUAGAACACCCAAAGUUACAACACCUGUUCCAAGUCAGCCACCAAUGCAGCUAAAUGGGCGAUGUGGGAGCAAUCAGAGUGCCACGUCGCCACGCUCAUCACCGGCGACAAAUGCCCAUAGAAAGUCCACACCGAGUGUGGCACAUGCUGAAAAAAGUGCUAGUCCUCAACGUGCCUCAUCCAAGGAGUCCUCAAGUGGUGCCCAUAGCAAUUCUGCGCUAGACAGCCCUGGUGUUAGAUUGGCAGAAGCCGCUGCGAAAGAUUUGAGUGCAGCCAAAGUAAGUACGUCACUGGGUCUGCCGACAUCAACCGCCUCAGCGGCCUUCCUGUCUGGCUACCCACCACCUGGUCUACCCUACCCAAUGGACCUCAUGACGGCGAGUGCCCUAAUGGCGCCGCAUCAUUCAAUGCUAAAAGCCGCCGCUCUGAAUCCUUACCUCAACUAUGCCCGAAUGAAAGUACCUGGAUCACCGGCUGAUGCCAUGAUGGUCUGCCGAGAUCCCUACUGUACUGGCUGUGCUCUAAGCAAUCAUAUGCUGUCCAAACCUGCAUCAUCGCCCUCCACAUGCCCCGCUGGCUGUACCCAAUGUGAUCAUCCUGCUGCCAAAGGAUUCCCAACGUCCCUCUCAGCAGCUCACAAUUCCGCCGCUGCGGCGUACGCUCAUGCUCAACUAGCUGCUUUUGCAGCAGCAUCGCAGCUUCCAUUUGUUUGCAAUUGGAUAGCCAGUGAUGCCUCAUACUGCGGAAAACGCUUCGGUACAUCAGAUGAACUUCUGCAGCACCUACGCACCCAUACCUCCAACAUGUCCGAAUCAAUGCUCACCACAGCUGCAGCUACGGGUCUUCCGCCUACGCAUCCCCUUCUCCAACGAACCUACCCUACACCACCCCUUAGCCCCCUCUCAACUGCGAGGUAUCAUCCAUACAGCAAAGCCUCCCUGUUGCCACCAACACUUCCGCCGCCAUCACUUACCGGGAUCCCCGGACUACCUCCGCAUCCGUCGCUGGCGCAGUACUUCUCACCUUUCUCCCUCUACGGCCCACGUUUGGGUACGCCACCAUCUAUGCAUCCAUAAACAAUCGGCGAUGUAGGUAAGCAUUCAGGAAUGGCCUUGUGAUUGACUUUGACAGAGAUUUGGAAGUUUAAACUUGGCUGAAAAUAGGGUUUCUCAUUGUAAAUAUAAAGUAAGCUCAGACUUGAAAAUGUUUAUUGUCGAGACGGCUGAGAUGUUCUUUUGCAUACAGAAGAAAAUUCAAAGAUCAAAGUUUACUAAUUUCGCAGCUUUUUAGUAGGAGCUUAUGUAUUUUGGGGGCUUGUUUGAUUUAAAUAAAACAUGAAAGUUUUACAGCCUUAAAAUUUAUGUCAAACUGACCAAAUGAGGAAAUUCUCUUUAAAAUGAUCGAAAUAGCGCUGCGAUUUUUUUCCUUCAUUUUUGUGGCAUAAAGCAUAUGCUUCUCGGGCUUAUUUUUCCUCGGAGUUUCAAGUUUCUUCUGCAGUUCAGCAUUGAUAACUUUUUACUGAGAUCUAUCCGAGUAAUUCAUGAAAUAGAUAGUCCAGCUUUGAAUUGAAUAUGUAAGUAAACGGAAGCAUUGAUGCAUAUGCUUUAUACUCAAAAAAAAAAUUUUGAUGUGGUUGUUUAAUAUUAGAACAAAUCUCAAAUGAUUUUUUCAAGUUUCCUUAGCCGAAAAAGAAUUUGCUUUCUUUCCUCGCUCCAUACAAAUAUGUAUUUUUCAUAUGUAAUUCAUUAAUUUAAAAAAUACAAAAAUGAGAGCCCAAAAUCACAUAAACUCCUUUAAAUUAAAGCAGAGAAAAAACAGAAAUAUUCAAAAAUAAAAAAAAAUAAAGAAAAUCAAUGAUAAAAAAAUUCCUGUAAUUCAUUAAUAUUCUCGCAUUGUAGGAAUUCUCAGCAAUUCUCAUAAAAAUCUUCCACAAUCUAUUGGAAUUUAAUCCAAGAAAUAAUUGUACAUCUCAGAAAGGCAAUUGCCUCCAAUCAAUUCCGUGAUAACGAGAAAAUUGCAAACGCCCACGCGAAAAAGGUGGAAGAGAAGAAAAAUCUCGCAAAUCGAUGAAUUCAUGUCGUGUAUAAAGUUGUGUAAUUAAAUUGUAAUUAAAAUAUGGUCUAUAAAUCAAUUUUAAUUGAUUAAUACCACCACAAAAAUAUACACCAAGAAAUGAAAACAUUGUGCUAAAGCAGAGGUUAAGAAGGGAAAAAUAUAAAAAUAAAAAAACACGAUUGUUUCCCAUGCGGAAAGAUUAAAAGGCAAAAAAAGGCAGGAGGGAGAAAAGAAGUUUAUAAGAAGAGAAAAAUGCUAAAUAAUAUAUUGCAAAAGUAUUUUA